GUUGUUCUUAGAGAAUGAUGGAUUAUUAUAAUAAUAAUGUUACAUAUUAUAUAAGUCUGGAUGGUCAUGUAGAGCUGGAGAGAUACAGAUAUGUUUAUUUUAUAUUGACUCUCGCAGUUUAUCUGCUGAUUAUUUGCUGUAAUUCUGUUGUAAUUUCUGUUAUAUGUGCGAACAAGUCUCUGCAUGAGCCGAUGUACAUUUUCAUCGCUGCUUUACUCUGUAAUUCUCUCUGUGGGACGACGGCUUUUUAUCCUAAACUGCUGAUUGAUUUACUGUCUGAAACUCAGAUGAUCCUUUUUGAAGGCUGUAUUUUUCAGGCCUUCUGGCUUUAUGUUUACGCCACAGCAGAGUUUACACUGUUAUCAGCUAUGGCCUAUGAUAGAUACGUGUCCAUAUGUAAACCUUUACAGUACGUGACUUUAGUUAAAAUGUCUACAGUUAGAAAACUCUUAUUUAUCUGCUGGUUUGUUCCAUCUUGUGAGAUCGGCGUCGGUGGGAUUCUGACAUAUCAGCUGAAUUUGUGUAAAUUCAAGUUAAACAGAAUCUACUGUAAUUACAGCGCUCUUCUGAGGCUGAGCUGCAGAGAUACGACUCUAGUGAAUUCAUACGGACUCUUCAUUUCAGUCGUCGCUGUUUUUCCACCAGUGAUCUUCAUAAUCUUCUCCUAUAUAAGAAUUCUAACAGUCUGUUUAAAAUAUUCCAAAGAAUUCAGAAGAAAAGCUCUGCAGACCUGCUUCCCUCAUCUGAUCACCUUCAUCCUGUUCUCUGUCACCUCCUUGUUCGAAGUGAUCAAUAACCGUCUAGACGGAAAUGUGCCUCAUCUAUUGUCUGUGAUCUUAUCGAUAGAAAAUGCGAUUAUUCCUCCUCUGAUCAAUCCUGUAAUUUACGGGCUGAAACUGCAGGAGAUUUUCAACAGGAUCAAACGAAUAUUCUGGAAAAAGAGCAACCAAAUAUCAUUUUAGAUUCAUAUAAACUAAUUCCCUUCAUUUUCUAAUG
This is a messenger RNA of Astyanax mexicanus (Mexican tetra), 996 nucleotides long. Its product is annotated as olfactory receptor 6N2-like. Gene Ontology annotation, cellular component: membrane. Gene Ontology annotation, molecular function: G protein-coupled receptor activity; olfactory receptor activity. The record is from RefSeq and is a predicted model, not a curated record. Bases 15 to 962 code for a protein of 315 amino acids. NCBI's taxonomy places the organism in Eukaryota, Metazoa, Chordata, Actinopteri, Characiformes, Acestrorhamphidae. The transcript has a single exon. Gene Ontology annotation, biological process: G protein-coupled receptor signaling pathway.